Molecule: messenger RNA, 2129 nt
Organism: Amoebophrya sp. A25
Lineage: Eukaryota; Dinophyceae; Syndiniales; Amoebophryaceae
Source: the annotation of a GenBank genome assembly
AGAAGAACUGGGCAUGGUGCUACAUCUAUUUCGCCCAAGCAAAGCGGAAAAAUUCGCACAGUAAGUAUGGGCAAGGAUUCCUAUGUGGCAUAGACUAUCGCUGGGUCAAACUGGGGCAGCUGCGCGUGCUACGCGACCUUCGUGAUCGUACUUUCGUUUUCCCAUCGAGCGAGCAUAACAAGAAAAACGCACAGGGGUGCUACCGAUCGUUAUUUCACGAAGCAGCCGAAAAGUCGAAGACUCUAUCCGCGACGGCGUCCACGUCUUUGACAACACCGGGUCGGUUCUCAACAAGUACAAAAGCAUAAGGAAACGCCAGCACAGCCUCCCGUCAAGCGGUCGAGAUGUCUAUCGGGAAGAAUGAUAAGGAAUUGCUCGCAGAAUUAAAGAUCACUGAUCGCGAGCUCGUGCUUGUCGCCAUUGACGCCGGCGGAGAAGUCACAAUGCGUUGGUAUCUCCACGAACUAGAAAAGAGGCCCCUGACUUCAGAUGAGUUCAAAGCGCUGCAGGACAAACAAGCGAGAGAUGACGUACUUUUAAACGCGUCGUCUCGGAACUUACAACCUGAAAUAUUCCGAUCUGCAAAUCUUUUAUCAUAAAGGCGGAUGCCGAUGAGUGUGAGUUUCAAACAAUUCAUGAUGUGGUCUCGAGCUCAACACUGAUUGUAAAUAUGCUCGAUUUUCAAAAUAUUCUGUUUCUAUUCAUACAUCGUACUCCACGUCUACCACCACCACGUAAUGCACUGUACAACUCCGAAUAGAGAACGUUCCAAGUUAGUUGCCAUCAAGUAAGUAGCUCAGGUGUCUGAACCAGUGAGAGAUGUUCUUUUUAGGUUGAAACCUGCCAAUCUUCUCUUGCGCUCCAUUGUUAACAACAGGAGGCGGAAGGGAAUGAGGAAAAAGAAGAGCAAGCUGUAGCUGACGCUCAAGAGGACAUAAAGAUGAAAAUGGAGAACAAGCAGUGGCUGCGCCGGCCGAAGGCGCAGUGGAUGUGGAAGCCGAGGAUGAGAAUACCGCGGAAGCUAUGGGCGAAGAAGGCAAUUCGGGCGACGAGGACGGUGUGGGCGCUCAAGGUGGAGGUAGUGACAGGGAGGACGAUAGCGCAAGAUGGCGGUACAAGUUUAUUUUGCCGCUUGCCUGCGCCGAUUUUUGCCAUUCUGCCAGCGCAGGCCUCUGGUGAUGCUUACGCUAUAGAGCAAGCGAAAACUGUACCUGGAGCAGGUGAUGCAUCACUAUCACUUCCUUCAUCAACAUCACGGCCAGCGCCACCCGCUUCCUCCAUCGCAAAUGGCACUAUUUCUCACGGUGGGGGUAUGCAAAGAACGGUAACCAACAACAGUAUGCGCAUCACACUGGACUACGUUCGUCGAGCGUUCAGGCCGCGCCGUGCACUGCUUCUGCGAAACUCGAAGGUGACCGACUUUUCCUUCCUUGCCCCAAAACUUCCACGAAGAACCUUCGAAUCGAGAGAUGAACUCCGGACCUUUCUGCUUGAAGAAGUCGGCAUACAGUAUGAGCCUGCCCAUAGCACCAACGAUGAAGACACGCAGAUCGCGCCGAUCGGUGCAUUUCCCCCAAACUCCGUGGAUCAGAAGGGCGCGGGUUUUGGUGACCACUUUUUCCGUGGCGCUCUGGAUCGCAUAUUUGCUUUUCAUGUGAAAGAGAAAGAAGCGCACGCGCAGCGUAAUGGAAACCCGUACUAGGCUAUCUAUACUAGAAAUUUUGGAGGACAUUCAUCAUGAUAGCCGUAGGUAGGUAGUAGUUUUUUCCCAGUUCUUGUAGUAUAUCUCGAAUCCUUCUAUUGCGUUGAAGAAUUACAGACAAGAAGAGAUCAGAUAACGACUUUUUUUACGUGUUCGUUCUUAGCGCGAAUAACACCUAUCUGCACCUGCUUGGUACCUCAGGUCCACAACGCCCGAUGCCCGUGCGAACCGAGCGCAAGCAGCGGCUUCUGAGUCAUCCAUGAAGGAGAAGGUGGUGCCUUUCCUAAUGUCGGCGGUAUUUUUCAUUCAGACGAGUAGCCGUCCCUACCAUUCGCAGCAAAAAGGACCAGCGCCGGGCGACGAUGAAGAUGGAAAAAUGGGUAGACGCAGGCUAUCCAGCAUGCAUGAUGUUGAAGAGAACAUAUGA